AGAUGCGGUUCAUUUUAUUAACCUGUUGCAUCGCUUUAUUCGGUCACGUUAUGAGUGGGAAUGUCUGGGAUAAACCGGGAUGCUAUCGUGUCGGACACACGAGAAAUAUCAGCAUUCCGGACUGUGUUGAGUUUCAAGUUACAACAAAUGCCUGUAGAGGAUAUUGUGAUUCGUACUCGGUCCCAUCUCCAGAAGGAACUAUUAAAGUCAAUCCUAAUCAAAGGUUGACUUCAUACGCAAAAUGCUGCAAUAUUAUGGAGACUGAAGAUGUGAACGUUCAAGUGCUAUGUUUAGAUGGAUUAAGAGAUUUGGUAUUCAAGUCAGCUAUAAAAUGCUCUUGUUUUCAAUGUCUUAAGUAUUAAUGUACUGUAAUAUUUUUCAAUGUAUCUUUACUAAAGUGUAAACUUAAAAUUUAACGAAGAUUGGAUCUGUAACGUUUCUGAUUAAAAAUAACCUAACUUUCCCAAAUUAAUUAAAUUAAUCUUUUUAAUUUCUAAUACCUUUAAAACGAUAAGCAAUAUCACUUCAUUGCUCACCCCUAUCAUUUCAAAAG
Molecule: messenger RNA, 553 nt
Organism: Centruroides sculpturatus (bark scorpion)
Lineage: Eukaryota; Metazoa; Arthropoda; Arachnida; Scorpiones; Buthidae
Product: thyrostimulin alpha-2 subunit-like
Exons: 3
Coding region: 3-362 (119 amino acids)
Biological process (GO): cell surface receptor signaling pathway
Molecular function (GO): hormone receptor binding
Source: RefSeq, a predicted model, not a curated record